Messenger RNA from Toxorhynchites rutilus septentrionalis, 954 nucleotides. RefSeq lists its product as uncharacterized. The transcript has a single exon. The record is from RefSeq and is a predicted model, not a curated record. The coding region runs from base 1 to 954 and encodes 317 amino acids. NCBI's taxonomy places the organism in Eukaryota, Metazoa, Arthropoda, Insecta, Diptera, Culicidae.
AUGGAACCAGUAAAUUCAGGCUUACCGAGGUUUGAUCCGAGCGACACCUCCACUGUUUCAAACCGAUGGAAGAAGUGGAAGCGGUGUUUCGAGAUAUUCUUGGAGGUAAACAAUGUUACCAUAGCAGAGCGAAAACGUUCAUAUUUACUACACUACGCCGGCAGCGACGUGCAAGAUAUUUAUUUCAAUCUGAAAGGAGAAGAUGAGAUACAAGUUCCGAACGGGUCGGAUAUUUACAAAGAAGCAAUUAAACUACUGGACGAUUACUUUUUGCCGCUGAAAUGUUUACCAAGAGAGCGACAUAUUUUUAGAAAUCUGGAACAAGCGGCGGAUGAAUCAAUCGAGAAAUUUGUACUACGCUUACGUGAACAAGGAAAUUUGUGCGAGUAUGGAGAGUGGCUAGAAGAAAACAUCAAGGAGCAAAUUUUCGAGCGAGGACACUCUGACGAAUUGAGAGCCAAGAUUUUAACGAAAGGUAACAUGACGCUUGCACAGACAGUAGAGAUGGGUCGUUCACUUGAGACCAUCGCUAAGCAUCGACGAAAUCUACAGAAGCAUGAAGAGGUAAAUCGCAUUUCUAGCUCGAGGGAAUGUUAUCGGUGUGGCCGCCAGGCCCAUUACGCAAACGACGAAGACUGUCCGGCACGUGACAAGAAGUGUGAAAAAUGUAAUCUACUGGGACAUUUUAAACGAUGUUGCAAAACUAAGCCGAAAAAUUCACGCAAGAACAAAGAAGGUGGAAAGAAAAAAGUACGUCAAAUCGUGAGCGAUAAUUCAGACACUGAGGAAGAGGAAUGUCGAGAUUCAACAUCUGAAGAUGGAAAUAACGUCAACUUUGUGUUUGCAACCAAUCCGGACCAAAAUGAAAUGGUUAAAUGUAAGAUCGGAGGAGUAAAAUUGAAUUGGACGAUCGAUUCCGGAGCAGGAGUUAACGUUAUUAGCAGUGAAACAUGA